Molecule: messenger RNA, 960 nt
Organism: Spirometra erinaceieuropaei
Lineage: Eukaryota; Metazoa; Platyhelminthes; Cestoda; Diphyllobothriidea; Diphyllobothriidae
Source: the annotation of a GenBank genome assembly
AUGUCAACGGACAUUCCGGGCACGAAUCGGACUUGUUGGACAUCUCCGAACCAACUGCACCUCUCUCGAACUGCUCCAGCCAUCGUCCCCCCGCCCGCCUCUUCCUCCUCUGUUCCGCCAACUAACUCUGACACUCCUUCUGCACCACCACUUCCAUCCUCCUCCUUCUCCUCCUCUGCCCCAGCGGAGGCCGUUCAGGCUGCCGUCUCACACAUCGCCAACCACGACACAACAACCACAACCACCCCCACCCCUCCAGAUUCCAGUGAUGAGGAUCAGGAUUACACUUGCCCUCACUGCGACCGCACCUUCACCUCUCGCAUCGGCCUGGUCGGUCACUUGCGAAUCCAUCGCACAGAGGCUGGUGAACCAGUGCCUGGAGCACCAACCUACACCCACCGCACUCGCCUCCACUGCUCACACUGCCCUCGCACCUUCACUCAUCGCAUGGGUCUAUUCGGCCACAUGCGCAUCCACGAGAGCGGAAUUGACCGCAGCCUUGACACACCCACCCCGCCGAGCCCCACUCCCAAUCAAUCACCUUGCGCACCCACUAACCACUCCACAGCCGACAUCGACGCCACCGACCUUACCACCCCUCACUCCUCUCCUUCCUCCUCCUCUUCCUCCAUCACUGCCACAACGACGGCCGCUUCGGCGUCUGUCGCCCACGACCUCACCACAGCAGAACCUGACACAACAACAGGCACAAUCCCUGCAACCUCCAUCAUCAGACGUGAGGGCCAGGACUACAUCUGCCCUCACUGCGAUCGCACCUUCACUUCACGCAUCGGCCUGGUCGGUCACUUGCGAAUCCAUCGCACAGAGACUGGCGAACCAGUGCCUGGAACACCAACCUACACUCACCGCACUCGCCUCCACUGCCCACACUGCCCUCGCACCUUCAGGCAUCGCAUGGGUCUAUUCGGCCACAUGCGCAUCCACGACGACCUGCGGUAG